UCGAGGACGCAUAGAGAUUGAAGUCAGAGAGAGAGAGAGAACCAUGGCUGAUGAUCUAAAAGGUAAGUUGGACACAGAGGUAGAACUCAAGUCCAGUGCUCAUGAAUUCUUCAAUUUCUGGAGGGGUCAAGUUCACCAGACUCCCAAUCAUACUCCUGCAAAUGUACAAGAAAUUAAGCUGCAUGAAGGUGACUGGGAAUCUUCAGGCUCCAUCAAGAUUUGGCACUACACUUUAGAUGGGAAACCUGGGGUGUUCAAAGAGAGAAUCGAAAUCGAUGAAGAGAAUAAAAUAGUAAAGCUUAUUGGUUUGGAAGGUGAUGUGUUCAAGUUUUACAAGGUGUAUAAUGGAAUCUGGCACAUUACGCCCAAACCUGAAGGUUGCUCAGCGAAAUUGACUAUUGAAUAUGAGAAAUUAGACGAGACUUCCCCAGAUCCUCAUAUUUACUUGGAUUUCAUUACUAGAAUGACCAAGGAUAUCGAUGCAGGCCUUGUGCAGGCUUAAUAUAUAUGCUGCCCAUCAGAAGAUGAUCUAUAAAUCUUCUAUAUGUCUUCAUAAUAAAAGCAUAUGUUAAAAGCUGCAUGCUCAUUUGGGUUAUGUAAUGUAAGUGGUUUUUAAUUACGUGUUGUUGAUUAUGGUGUCCUGUAAAAGUAUUAAUGAAAUCAAUGAGAAGCUUUGAUUGCAUC
Molecule: messenger RNA, 684 nt
Organism: Manihot esculenta (cassava)
Lineage: Eukaryota; Viridiplantae; Streptophyta; Magnoliopsida; Malpighiales; Euphorbiaceae
Product: MLP-like protein 328
Exons: 2
Coding region: 44-502 (152 amino acids)
Biological process (GO): defense response
Source: RefSeq, a predicted model, not a curated record